GGUGUUGUUCUGGGCUGACACAGACGCGGUGUUAUCGGCGGAGCGGCUCGGUGGACGGACUCACGGACGGCUUUUCUGCUUCUUCCUGCCGUUUUCUCCGCUCGUCGUUGCGGUAACUGGACAGCGGGUCGGAUUUACCCUCAGCAUUUGGAUCCCGGUUCCGUUUUCUCCACGCAGAAGCUCGGACUGGUGGGUUCGAUUCCCGUGAAGCACCUCUUCGGACCGCCUCAGUCCCCUCCCCUUUCCCUUGUGGAAAGAUGGGGAAUGGACUGUCUGAUCAACCCAAGUACCUGUCCAGCAUCUUCCAGUCUUUCCACAUCGCCAUUCUGGGACUCGACUCUGCUGGAAAGACCACCAUUCUGUACCGACUCCAGUUCAACGAGUUUGUGAACACCGUCCCCACCAAAGGGUUCAACUCGGAGAAGGUCAAGCUGUCUCUGCCCGGCAGCAGGACCGUCACCUUCCACUUCUGGGACGUGGGCGGCCAGGAGAAGCUCCGCCCGCUCUGGAAGUCGUACACGCGGUGCACGGACGGCAUCAUCUUUGUGGUGGACUCUGUGGACACGGAGCGCAUGGAGGAGGCAAAGACGGAGCUUCAUAAAAUCGCCAAGAGCUCAGAGAACCAGGGUGUGCCGCUGCUGGUGGUCGCCAACAAGCAGGACUUAAGGAACUCUCUGAGUCUGGAGGAAAUCGAGAAGCUGCUGGCGCUGAAAGAGCUGGGGCCCGCCACGCCCUGGCACCUGCAGGCGUCCUGCGCCAUCAUCGGUGAAGGACUUGGCGAAGGACUGGACCGACUGCACGAGAUGGUCCAGAAGAGGAGGAGGAUGUUGCGGCAGCAGAAGAAGAAGAGAUAACCUGCGGAGGAGGCGUGUCCUGCUGUUGAAGGAUGGAGAACCUUUCCUCAUGAGGGAUUUAGCGCUGAGUUUUAUCAGCCGGAAUCGGAGCGUUGCGUUUGCGGGUCGAGGGGCUGUGUUGAUCAGGAAGUGGACGUGGAGGAGUCCAGGAUGAAGGUUGGAGGUGUGGUCACGUUGGAACGGGUCGGAAGGUCGAGGCGGACAGAAGAAGAUGUUGACGUUUUUUUUACCCGCUGCUCCAAAUACUACCAAAAAAGACAGAACUGCUUUGAGUUGUUGAAGGAUUGAACGGAAAAGCCGAGGACUUUCUAUCACUGUUUUGUAUGUUGAAGCUGAAACACUGGACUCUUUAGUGACGAUAGUAUUAUUGUAGUUCCAUCGGUCUUUUCUGUUUCCUGGAAGCACUUUAGUCAUCACGAUAUGUAAGGAGUUUACAGAUCAAAAUAGUCUGGUUUUUACUGACACCUUGAUGCUCUGCAGCCGGUUUCCCGCCGGCGUUCCUGCGUUAAAUAAAGUUGAGUGAUUAUC
This is a messenger RNA of Oryzias melastigma (Indian medaka), 1382 nucleotides long. RefSeq names its product ADP-ribosylation factor-like 4aa (gene arl4aa). The record is from RefSeq and is a predicted model, not a curated record. Lineage: Eukaryota; Metazoa; Chordata; Actinopteri; Beloniformes; Adrianichthyidae. Gene Ontology annotation, cellular component: cytoplasm. The transcript is spliced from 2 exons. Gene Ontology annotation, biological process: vesicle-mediated transport; intracellular protein transport. Gene Ontology annotation, molecular function: GTPase activity; GTP binding. The coding region runs from base 258 to 854 and encodes 198 amino acids.